GGUGAUGCAAGGGGGCGUGCCGAGCCCGAGGGAGGGGUCGCCCUGCGGGUAGCCGGAGGCCGGGGAGGCUCUAGAGCCUAGGGUGAGAGAGGGAGCGAAAGGUGAGCAGAGUCGAAGGAGGGGACGCGCUGCGGGGCUCCCCCAGUCUAUGGAGCGGGGUAAGAUGGCGGAGGCGGAGAGCCUGGAGACAGCCGCGGAGCACGAGCGGAUCCUGCGAGAGAUCGAGAGCACCGACACGGCCUGCAUCGGGCCCACCCUCAGGUCUGUCUAUGAUGGUGAGGAACAUGGACGAUUCAUGGAGAAGCUUGAAACUCGCAUCCGCAAUCAUGACCGGGAAAUUGAGAAAAUGUGCAACUUUCAUUACCAAGGCUUUGUGGAUUCUAUAACUGAACUGCUGAAAGUGAGAGGGGAAGCUCAGAAACUCAAAAAUCAAGUGACGGAUACUAAUAGAAAACUGCAACAUGAGGGAAAGGAACUGGUAAUAGCAAUGGAAGAGCUGAAGCAGUGUCGACUACAACAGAGAAAUAUUUCAGCCACUGUUGAUAAGUUAAUGCUGUGUCUUCCAGUCCUGGAGAUGUAUAGUAAACUGAGGGACCAGAUGAAAACUAAAAGGCAUUAUCCUGCACUGAAAACUCUGGAACAUUUAGAGCAUACCUAUCUGCCUCAAGUAAGCCACUAUCGAUUCUGCAAGGUGAUGGUGGACAACAUCCCCAAGCUUCGAGAAGAAAUUAAGGAUGUUUCUAUGUCUGAUCUCAAAGACUUUCUGGAGAGUAUCCGCAAACAUUCAGACAAAAUUGGAGAGACUGCCAUGAAGCAAGCUCAACAACAAAGAAACCUGGAUAACAUCGUCUUGCAACAACCCAGAAUAGGUAGCAGGAGAAAAUCUAAAAAAGAUGUAUACACAAUUUUUGAUACAGAGAUAGAAAGCACUAGCCCCAAGUCUGAACAGGAUUCAGGAAUUCUGGAUGUUGAAGAUGAGGAAGAUGAUGAAGAGGUACCUGGAGCCCAGGAUUUGGUGGAUUUCUCUCCUGUUUAUCGAUGUCUACACAUUUAUUCUGUCCUGGGUGCCCGGGAAACAUUUGAGAACUACUACCGAAAACAGAGGCGAAAACAGGCCCGCUUGGUGCUCCAGCCUCCAUCUAACAUGCAUGAAACUUUAGAUGGCUACAGGAAGUAUUUUAAUCAAAUUGUAGGUUUUUUUGUGGUUGAAGAUCACAUUUUACAUACAACCCAGGGCUUAGUGAAUAGAGCCUACAUUGAUGAACUUUGGGAAAUGGCACUUUCAAAAACCAUCGCGGCACUCCGCACCCACUCGUCUUACUGCUCUGAUCCAAACCUCGUGUUGGAUUUGAAGAACCUCAUUGUGCUUUUUGCUGACACACUUCAGGUGUAUGGUUUUCCUGUAAAUCAGCUUUUUGACAUGCUGUUGGAAAUCAGAGAUCAGUACAGUGAAACUCUGCUAAAGAAGUGGGCAGGUAUCUUCAGAAACAUACUUGAUUCUGACAACUACAGUCCUAUACCAGUAACAAGUGAAGACAUGUAUAAAAAGGUGGUAGGACAGUUCCCAUUCCAAGAUACAGAGCUGGAAAAGCAACCAUUUCCAAAAAAGUUUCCUUUCUCUGAAUUUGUGCCAAAAGUUUACAACCAAAUUAAAGAAUUUAUUUAUGCCUGCCUGAAGUUUUCGGAAGAUCUUCACCUAAGCUCCACUGAAGUCGAUGACAUGAUUCGCAAAUCUACAAACCUGUUGCUAACCAGGACUCUGAGCAACUCCCUGCAGAAUGUCAUUAAAAGGAAGAAUAUUGGACUUACUGAGCUUGUCCAGAUUAUCAUCAAUACAACGCACUUGGAGAAAUCCUGUAAGUACUUGGAAGAAUUCAUCACCAACAUCACUAAUGUGCUUCCAGAGACCGUCCACACCACCAAGCUCUACGGCACCACAACCUUUAAGGAUGCCAGACAUGCAGCUGAAGAAGAAAUUUAUACCAACUUAAACCAGAAGAUCGACCAGUUUCUACAGCUGGCCGACUAUGACUGGAUGACUGGAGAUUUGGGCAACAAAGCUAGUGAUUACCUAGUAGACCUCAUUGCCUUUCUACGAAGCACUUUUGCGGUAUUCACACACCUUCCUGGAAAGGUGGCCCAGACGGCGUGUAUGUCAGCUUGCAAGCAUUUAGCCACAUCCUUGAUGCAGCUCUUGCUGGAAGCUGAAGUAAGACAGCUCACCCUGGGAGCACUACAGCAGUUCAAUUUGGAUGUCAGAGAAUGUGAACAGUUUGCCAGAUCCGGCCCGGUGCCUGGGUUCCAGGAGGACACGCUGCAGUUGGCCUUCAUCGACUUGAGACAACUUUUGGAUCUCUUCAUCCAGUGGGACUGGUCGACCUACCUUGCUGACUAUGGUCAGCCCAACUGCAAGUACUUGCGAGUGAACCCAGUGACAGCUCUGACCCUGCUUGAGAAGAUAUCUAGAGAGAUGAGGGACACCAGCCGCAAGAACAACAUGUUUGCACAGUUCCGGAAAAAUGAGCGAGACAAGCAGAAAUUGAUUGACACUGUGGCCAAGCAGCUCCGGGGACUCAUCAGCAGCCACCACUCAUGAAAGUUAACCUCAGGCCUGCAGAGGCUGCUCACGUCAGCCCCAGAGGCCGGGACCCAGGCCCGGCUGGCCCUGCCUUGUGCAUUCUUCUUCAAAGAGAGCAAAUGUAUUUUUUUAAUAACCUGUGUACAGUAUUCGCGUAACCUUUCCCUAUAGUAAAAGAGGCACAAGAAAAAGCAAGUAUAUGAGGUGUUGCUAGGCUGGGACUCUGGGGAAGUCAUACUGUACUCUGUAGCGGCCUAGAGAUGGUGGUGUCACCAGUCCCAGGACGAUGAACCACAUUUCAUUGCUGCCCUAGAACCUUGGUCUGGGGCUCAGGAAUGACACAGACGUAAUGGGUCCUUGGUCCUGGGAGGUAAGGUGAGUAGGCAAAAAUAUAACAAAGUAUAUCCUGUUCGUUCCCAGCACCCCAUUCACCACGCAGGGGAGGUUGGUCCUUCCUGAUGCAAGGAGAGGACCUGGAAAACGUUACUGUUUAGUGUAUGAAAGACCAGCACACAUGAAGGACCAGCACACACGGUUCUGGAAGUUCGUAUCUCCCCAGUCCACCAAUGUUCAUCAGCAGGGGGACAAGCAUGGCGUGUGGCCAGAGGACAGCUUCACUCCAGUCCCCUGAGAGUGGCCAUUUCUUCAGCCCAGAUCUGACCCAGUGCUUUUAUUGCUGACUUUUCUGGGACAAGAUAGAGCUGAGUAUACAGUGGUGAUAAUUGGACCCCAUGACUAACCGCAGGUUGCUCCACACCAGGAAGUGUUUUAUUAGCUCUAGAAAGCCAGUGUGAAUGGAAUCAGAGCCUCGGUCCCUUCCCUGUUCAUCUCAUCGUCUUCUUUCAGGGUCAAGGCACUGGAUUCAGAGCAGAGAUCAGCAGUUACUUCCAUAGAUCUUCACAGAGAGUCUCAAACUUGACCUUCUUCAGUAGUGUCAUUGGGUUUGGUCAGAUUCUAGAAGCCUGAAAAUGGACCUUCCUUAACCCUUCAGUAAAACCUGAAGGUUACUGGGGAGUGCCCCUUGUGAUUGAAAACCAGCUCUCUGGCCACCAUCUUUACAAGAAACAUUAUCAGCUCUGUACUGUGGCGGCAGCCGCAGCUGGACAGCAUGCCUGUUGGGAUGGAACCAUUGUCUCCAUGAAGCAGACGGGGCCAGUCGUGGCUAGUAGUUUCUCACCUUUGGCCCAGCGGUCCGUUACUAAGUCAUAUCCUUGAUGUGAAGCUCUUCUUACUCAAGCCCAAGCCUUUUGUCCUCUCCUGAGACCCCCAUAGCCAUCUUUUGGCCUCAUCUGAGAAAGGUUGUCUAUAAUCCCAUCUCGCACAUUCUGGAGUGUGCCAAGGGAGCCUGAACUAGCUAGCUGGGAGGCUGUGUCCGCUGUCGCAGAUGGGCUCCCGACACCUGGCGCAAGGGCUUUGCUGUGAGGUCAGCCCGAGGAACCUGCACUCUAAGACUCUUUGGGAAGGUGCUCCUGUGGCUACCGGCAAAUGUGUAAUUGUGCAUCACCAAACAAUGACAAGUAAGCCACACAGGCAUUUCCAGCUUGGAUUAGUGGGAGGAGAGACUCAUCAAACAGAAUUCUUCACUACCUUUGCCAGCUACUUAGCUGCUUCUGGGGAGAGCAAUGCUUCCUUUUUCAUUCCCCACCCCAAUCCCCCCAGAACCCCAUCCCAACUUGCAAACGAAGGGGAAGAGAUUACACACCAUAGACAUGAGCCUUCCUCAAAGCUGGAGAGGCCAGGCUGCAUGGCCGCUCUAGAGAAGCUUUCUAAGGCUUACCUUGAGGCCUCAGUGCUUGGCCCAGGGUCUCAGGAGGAGGGUCAGGGAUGAAUGCUGCCACCCAGAAUUGCAAAAGGCAAGGGAAAGUGGGGGGCCAUGGGAAUGAGAUCCCAGAUGCCAUCACCCAAGCCCUGGGUUCGACUGAAAGAGAGCAAGAAAUGAUUACAGUAAUCUAAAGUCCUGUUGCUUAAGAAGGGCCCAACACAUACUCCUUCACUAGUCUCCCAUCUGCAGCAAGAUCCUUUCAGAUGGAUCUUGGGACAUGGGACAUGGGACAGAGAGAACCUUAAGCAUGUCAGAGAUUUUGUCUUCUCUGAGUCAUCAUUGCUGGGCUGGUCUCAAGCCCAUACCCUGGAAAGACUGCUGUAGAGGAAAAGCAGACAGGGGAGCAGAAUGGGGCUUCCUCUGCACCUCAUUCACGACCUUCCUCUAAAGAAAACACUUAGCCUGCUCAAGACUCUUAGGAGAGGACCCUUUGGUGGCGCUCUUUCCUCUUGGUCUGUCUUCAGUCUUCUCUGACGAAACCAACAUGCUGCUACUGAGUUGUGUCUAGAGACACACUCUGGUUGGGCAAGGGAAGGUCAAAAAACAGGGACCGGCAAUGUCUAAGUUGUUUGAAUUGGCGAAGUCGGAUUUUUGAGUCUGAUCUCCAGGCCUCUAGCUGGGCCAGGCCUUGAGAGGACUUGUGCACAUGGGGCCAUGCCAUGCCCUUCAGACUCCUAAGACCCGGCCUCGGGUGCCCAGAGAUAUGGAAGUGCCCCAGCAGGCCCCAGUAGCAGAGCAAGAGCAGCGGUGGCUACAAGCCUACAGUCUGGGGUUGGCGUGACUCUUAGCCAAGUUCUUGGGGAAACCAGGUCCAUGUUUCUAAAGGGACCUUCUGGGUUGGGACUCUCAUAGGUUUCAGUAAUAGUGUAGGCAGCUCGUAUAGUUUGGACAUUCACAGGAAAUCUCUUGGGACUGUGAUUGAAGCUAUUGGGGGGUAGAAAUUGGAACCAGCGGAAUCCCUGUUGACAAAAGGAUUGUCCAGCUUCCAAGGAGUGCUGCCACUGUUUUCAUCGCAUACCAGGCCUAGUGGUCUCUUGGCCUCAAAGCCAGCCUAGCUCCAUCGCAUACCUGACAAGGGUCUGCUCAGCAAGCCCCAGACCCAGGGCUCUCCUAUCCCCAAGAUCGGCAAUGGCCAUGACCUCCCUCAUAAAGCCUCUCCACACUCCCUGGGGCCUGCUACGGAGCGCCCCUCCCGUCGCCUCCCAUCUCCCAGGACUCUGCUCCUGGCUGUUUCAACUGCCUCUUUUUUUUUUCUUUUUCUUUUCCUUUGCUUGCGUUCGUAAUUACUUUUCACUAAUGUGUUGGAAAUAGUGUUUUUAUUUUGCACAAAUAGUUACACAUUUAUGGAGGAAAUUUAGGAGAGUCCAUUUUUAACUCUAAAGGGAACUUUUUUUUUUUUUUCUUGAAGACUCACUCCUAAAGCUACCAAUGCAGACGGGCCUCGUGGUUCUUGGGAGCCUCCCCUGUGGAAAGAGCAUGUUGAUCCCUCCUGUACAUUUUUCUGUCUUAACUGCUAUUAAACAAAGGGAGCCUAUGUACCUGUUUCAAAAGCCA
Messenger RNA from Mustela erminea (ermine), 5954 nucleotides. It is a transcript of the gene EXOC6B, whose product is annotated as exocyst complex component 6B. The record is from RefSeq and is a predicted model, not a curated record. The transcript is spliced from 23 exons. Bases 149 to 2596 code for a protein of 815 amino acids. Gene Ontology annotation, biological process: exocytosis; Golgi to plasma membrane transport; intracellular protein transport. Lineage: Eukaryota; Metazoa; Chordata; Mammalia; Carnivora; Mustelidae. Gene Ontology annotation, cellular component: membrane; exocyst.